Molecule: messenger RNA, 2650 nt
Organism: Ichthyophthirius multifiliis
Lineage: Eukaryota; Ciliophora; Oligohymenophorea; Hymenostomatida
Product: importin beta, putative
Exons: 6
Biological process (GO): protein import into nucleus
Cellular component (GO): cytoplasm; nucleus
Molecular function (GO): small GTPase binding; nuclear import signal receptor activity
Source: RefSeq, a predicted model, not a curated record
UAUCUUAUAAAUAUUAUUAAAAUCAACAGAUAAUGAACUAAGAAAAUAAUCAGAAAGCUAAUUAGCAACUUAUCUUUAAUAAGAUCCUAAUAGUUAUUUUACUUAAUUAGUCUCCGAAUUUAUAAAUUAAUAAAAUGAACCUAUUUUUCGUCAAUUUGCAUGUACUAUUUUAAAUUAAGCUAUUUUGAAAAAUAUUGAUAGCAAGUAAUACGCAUGGGAAUGUUUAGAUUAAAAUCUACGUGAGAAUAUAAAAUCAACUUUGUUAUCAAAUAUGAUGACUAAUAUAUAAUUAAUAUAGAAAUCAUGUGCAAACGCAAUAUCUUCUAUAUGUGUGGUAGAAAUUCCUUAAAAAUAAUGGCAAAAUUUAAUUUCAGAUUUAUCCUCAAGUACAUAACCAAAUGUGGAUAUACAAAUAAAAAAAGCCGCAAUUAUGACAUUAGGAUAAAUAUGUGAUAAAUUAAAAUAACACCGUUUUUCAUUAGAACCAUAAUAAAAAGAAUAAAUAUUAACGGCAAUAUUAUUAGGAUUAUCACCUGAAGAAUAAGAUGUAGAUAUAAAAACAAAUAGUAUAAUAGCUUUAGGGGAUGCAAUAGAAUUUAUGGAGGAGCUAUUUUAAUAAAAGAUGGUUUUAGAAUUUUCAACGUAACAAUUAAUUUCUUGCAUAACUAAUCCAUUAGAUGUUGAAACAUUGAAAUUGGCUUUAUAAAGAACAACUGACUAUGUGAAAACCUUACAUAAGUACAUUGGAUAAUAUAUUGUAAACCUUUAUAAUGCAACUGAAAAUUUUAUUGCUCAUGAAGAUCCAGAAAUAGCCUGCCCAGCAAUUGAAAUAUGGACAACUAUUGCAAGCGAAUAUUUGGAAAGGCGAAAAUAAAACUUAGAUAAAAAUAGAAUUAAUAAUGUUUAAUAGGAUAAUCCUAAUCAUAUUAUGUAAGUAUAAGAAAAUUUAAUAAGAGCUCUUUUGUAAAAUUUGCUUAAAAAUGAUACUUAGCAAUCCACUUUUGAAUCGGAAAUAUAAGAAUGUGCUUAAAAAUCUCUAUGUAGUAUAGUUGAGGCUGUUGGAGAUAUUGUUAUUCCUACAUUUACUAUAUUUAUUUCGAAUACAAUUAGCAAUUAAGAAUGGUAACAUAGAUAAGCAGCAGCUUAGUCAUUCGGAACAUUAAUGGAAGGUAUUUCUAAAGUAUAAAUAAGCUAACUUAUCUAAAAUGGAAUUUCUGAAUUUGUAAAAAUGCUAUAAGAUUCUACAUAAUUUGUAAGAGAAAGUUGCUCAAAAUUAUUAAGUAAAAUUGCUGAAUUUCACCCUGAAUGCUUAUUCACAAAUUAAAAUAGUAAUUAAGAUUUUUAAUUAAUUUUAUAAAGCUUAACUUAAUCACAUAAUAUUUCCAAAAAUAUCAGUUGGCUUUUCUGUUUUUUGGGAGAAAAUCUUGAAUAAUAUCCCAAUAAUUCUGUUAUUCAUAAAAAUGUGGACAUCAUUAUUGAUAGUCUUAUUAAAAAUGGAAUUCGUGGUGAUCUUUAAUAAACUGAUUAUAGUUUAAUUGAUGUGUCUUUUAUGGGUGUUAUGAAUUAUGUGCAUUUUUCGAAAUAACCCUAGAUUGCAUAAAAAUAUCUUGAUUUCUUUAUCGCUUAAUUUGAUAACUCUAACUCAAUUAAUGAUGGUAGAAAAUCUUAAAUUCAAUCUGGAAUACUUUCAGCUAUGCAUAGUUGUCUUUUAGGAUUAGAUGAAUAUUUUAAUAAAAAUCAAAGUAAAGAUGUUUAUAAUUUAAUUGUGAAUCAUUUCAAAAGAAAUGCUGAUGUUGAUACAGAUGGAAUGUAUGUAAUAAGUGCUUUAGCAACAGUUUCUGGUGAAGACUUUUGCUAAUAUUUGGAUAAUUUUUGGCCAUUCAUUAAUCAUUCAUUAUCUAAUAAAUAAUAAGAUUUGGAAUUAUUUAAAACCACUCUUGGAACAAUCGGGGAUAUUGCAAGGGCAUGUGAAGCCGGAUUUAAAGAAAAAUUAAACAUAUUAGAACCUUUAAUGCUUGGCUUGGAAUAAACUAAUUUUGACAGGGAAGUAAAAUUGUAAAUCUUUAACUGUAUAGGGGAUAUUUUUUUGGCUUCAAAACUUAACUGUUUACCCUAUUUAGAUAAAAUGAUGAGAAUUUUCGAAUUUGGAUUUGUUGGUGCUUUAGAAAUGUAAUAUUCAACAGAUCUUGAUAUAAUUGAUUAUUCAGAAUAACUAAAAGAUAAGAUUAUUGAUGCUUAUACUUGUGUUAUGCAUGGCAUUAAUGAUGCUUAACCUAAUAGAUAUUUCCUUUAACACAUUCCUAAGUUAGUUGAAUUUAUUUACAAAACUUGCGAAUAAUAAUAUCAUCCUACUGUUGAAUAUGUUAAAAAUUGUAUAAGCUUACUUAUGGAUAUUGGAAAUUUUUAUAAAAAAGAAGCUAAAUAGUAUAUAAAAAAUAACUAGACAAUCAGUAUCAUUAAUAUUUUGAAAUAGUUUGAUUAAUCACCUGAAACAAAAGAAAAUCUUGCAUAUGCAGAAAGAAUUCUUAAAGAAAUGGAUUGAAGUUUUUUAGAAUUUGAUAAAUUUAUAAUGUGUUUAAAAAUAAAUAAAUAAACAUUUUAUGUUCGAGUUAAAAAUAAAAAAUAAUUAUUAUAAUUUUUUUUAAUUUUU